UCUUACGCGAGGAAUUCUUUAAAUUUGUCUAUCGAACUGUCCGCUCUCAUGAUGCAUUUCUCUUGCCUCAGACUGAGACCCAGUUCAUGCUGCCACCAUGGUAGUAGGAGAAUAUCGUCUUUACCACUAUGAUCCCUCAUUCCCGGCAGCGGUCGCGGCCACCGCUUGUUUCGGUGUGGCGACAGGCAUGCAUUUUGUCUAUUUCGUCGCUCGGAGAACAUGGUAUUUCACGCCGUUCAUUAUAGGUGGCUUGUGUGAAACCAUCGGAUACGUCGGACGGCUAUUAAACAGUCAAGAGACACCCGACUGGACGACUGGCCCAUAUAUCAUGCAGACGCUGUUGCUGCUAGUCGCUCCCGCACUCUUCGCGGCUUCCAUCUACAUGAUCUUGGGGCGGCUGAUUCAAUUAGUCGACGGGGACUCGAGAUCGGUGCUCCGGGGUCGCUGGAUUACGAGAACAUUUGUGGUAGGCGAUGUGGUUUCUUUCCUUGCACAGGCCGGAGGUGGAGGCGUCCUUGCGCAAGCAGACACAAAGGAUAAGCAGGACCUCGGCAACUGGAUCAUAAUCGCAGGAUUAGCAGUACAAAUCGUCUUUUUCGGGCUGUUCAUGAUCAUCUCGGUGAUUUUCCACAUCCGGAUGUCGAACAGCCCUACGAAGCGAUCUGUUGAUCUGCGAGCUCCUUGGAGGCGAUUCCUCGUUGUGCUGUAUGUUGUUAGCACUUUGAUUAUGAUCCGAUCCGUCUUCCGGGUGAUUGAGUAUGUUCAGGGAACAGAUGGAACUCUGCAAUCAAAGGAGUUUUGGCUGUAUGUUUUCGAUGGGCUGUUGAUGUUUCUGGUCAUGGUGGUUUUAUUGCUGCAUCAUCCCAGUCAGCUUGUCACGAGGAGCCGACAGGGAAAGCACCAUGGAAGGAGAAAGAGGAGACGUCAUUCUGGGAGGAGUCAAUAUGUAGAAGACUCUUAUUAUCAAUAGGUCUAGAAGCAUGAGGUGGAUAAUGGUUUGGUAUAUUCAGAAUUCCACCGAAUGGAAACACCGAACAGCUCACGGGAUAUUACGAAUAACCCUCGAGAUU
Aspergillus steynii IBT 23096 is the source of this 1070-nucleotide messenger RNA. Its product is annotated as RTA1 domain-containing protein. The record is from RefSeq and is a predicted model, not a curated record. The coding region runs from base 98 to 970 and encodes 290 amino acids. Gene Ontology annotation, cellular component: membrane. The transcript is spliced from 3 exons. NCBI's taxonomy places the organism in Eukaryota, Fungi, Ascomycota, Eurotiomycetes, Eurotiales, Aspergillaceae.